AUGGGUACCUCAUUUUCCAAGCCGGAGCCGGUCACAGAGAAGGCACCUUUGUCCAUGGAGACCACUAGAACUAGUCAGAGCACAGAAGAGUACACCGAAUAUCCUCCUCAAUCAUAUCCUGUUCGAGAUAGAAUCAAGACUCUUGCACUCUCUCAUCUGAAGGAUUGGAACGAGAGUCUUUUGAGCGAUGCCAAGAACCGCCUGGCUAUUUCCAGUUUCGCAAACCAGCCUUAUGGCCAGAUUCUUACUGAUCAGCGAGCCCUCAAGUCUGACCUGCAAAUCUUCAACUUGACCGUACCCGUGGAAGGUGCGCCUAUCACAAACCAACGCUCGUCCGGCCGCUGUUGGCUUUUUGCCUCGACCAAUGUCUUCCGCGUACCCCUAAUGAAAGCCUAUCAGCUUAAUCAAUUUGAGCUGAGCCAAGCUUACCUCUACUACUGGGACAAGAUCGAAAAGGCGAACUGGUUCUUCGAACAAAUUAUCGCUACGGCAGAUGAAGAUCUCUCCAGUCGCUUAGUCCAAAAGCUCUACGAGGACCCUGUCACUGACGGUGGCCAGUGGGAUAUGGUCGCCAAUUUGGUGCAGAAGUAUGGACUCGUCCCGCAGGCUCUCUACCCUGAUGCCUACCAUGCGAAGAACAGUUCCAAGCUUAACUGGCUCCUCACUGCCAAGCUGCGCGAGCAGGCAUUGGCCCUCCGCAAAUUGGCCGCUAAGAAGAAUGAUCCCCAGGCCGCGUAUCUGCUUUCUGUGAGCAAGGACAAAUUCCUGCAGGAGAUUCACUCUCUCGUCACUCUUCUACUGGGCCCUGCGCCGAGCCCGGAUAAGCCCUUCGUCUGGCAAUACUAUGACGCUAGUGGCACUGCCCGCGAGGUGCGAAAGACCCCGGUCGAGUUUGGUCAAGAGGCCCUCCGGUCUCAGACACGAGCCCAGUCGCGAAGCAGUGGGCCUACCAUCUCCCCGGGGCGUUUCUUCAGUCUAGUCAAUGAUCCGCGCAAUGAGUACAACCGGCUAUUGACAGUCGACAGACUGGGUAACGUGGUCGAAGGGCAGCCCCUCACAUAUGUCAAUGUAGAGAUGCCGAUCCUCAAGAAAGCAGUCAUUGCGAUAUUGAAAGCUGGACAUCCCGUCUUCUUCGGAUGCGAUGUGGGCAAGUUCUCCGAUAGUACUCUUGGUAUCAUGGAUACCGAACUCACCGACCUAACGCUCGGAUUUAACAUCUCGCUUGGCAUGAACAAAGCUGAGCGACUCGCUAGUGGGGAAUCCUCCAUGACCCAUGCCAUGGUCAUCACGGGGGUGCAUAUCGAGAAUGACAAGCCGGUUCGCUGGCGCGUGGAGAACUCGUGGGGUGAGACAUCUGGAGAGAAGGGUUGGUUUAUGAUGACCGAUCGAUGGAUGGAUGAGUACACUUUCCAGGCUGUUGUUGACGCGAACUUUGUUUCGUCUGAGGUUCGAGCUAUUUUGGGGCAGACUGCGAAGGUCUUGCCUCGAUGGGAUCCUAUGGGGGUGCUCGCUUAG
Messenger RNA from Penicillium odoratum, 1515 nucleotides. Its product is annotated as C1 family peptidase. Gene Ontology annotation, biological process: L-homocysteine catabolic process; response to toxic substance; proteolysis. The coding region runs from base 1 to 1515 and encodes 504 amino acids. Gene Ontology annotation, cellular component: cytoplasm. The transcript is spliced from 3 exons. The record is from RefSeq and is a predicted model, not a curated record. Gene Ontology annotation, molecular function: cysteine-type aminopeptidase activity. Lineage: Eukaryota; Fungi; Ascomycota; Eurotiomycetes; Eurotiales; Aspergillaceae.